This is a messenger RNA of Humulus lupulus (European hop), 1933 nucleotides long. Its product is annotated as organic cation/carnitine transporter 3-like. The transcript has a single exon. Gene Ontology annotation, biological process: transmembrane transport. Lineage: Eukaryota; Viridiplantae; Streptophyta; Magnoliopsida; Rosales; Cannabaceae. The record is from RefSeq and is a predicted model, not a curated record. Gene Ontology annotation, molecular function: transmembrane transporter activity. The coding region runs from base 115 to 1701 and encodes 528 amino acids. Gene Ontology annotation, cellular component: membrane.
UGAUCUUACUAUAAAAUAAUAAAUAAGGAAAUUCAUGCACUAUUAAUUGUCUCUUCUAGUUCUCUCUCGAACAACAGCAUACACUCAACACAAUCUUAUCUCCUACGUACCCACAUGGCCAAUUCAACUCGUACUCCUCUUCUAUCCCAAUCCAACUCAGACGAUUCAUCCCAAUCUCACCACCUAGAAGGCCACCUUCCAUCACUUGAUUCAACCAUUGAAAACUGCAUCGGAAAAUUUGGUUGGGCCCAAUUUCUCCAAGCCAUCGUUGUCUCAUUUGCGUGGUUCUUUGAUGCUCAACAGACGUUUAUUUCCGUCUUCGCGGACGCUGAGCCCAUGUGGCACUGCAAUAGUAGAAUUAGACUCAGUAACAACUCAUGCAAUCCCAUCUCCGAUCAUUGCCACCUUCCGCGGGAUUCAUGGGCUUGGGAUUUGCCUGAACACACCUCCACCAUAUCUGAAUGGGGCUUACAGUGCGCUGGAUCCAUAAUGACAGGCAUGCCUGCGUCAGCCUUCUUCAUGGGCUGCCUUAUCGGAGGACUCGUCCUCGCCACGCUUGCCGAUUCCUUGCUUGGCCGGAAGAAAAUGCUUUCCCUUACUUGCCUUGCCAUGGCCAUGUCCACAUUUCUCACUGCCUUCGCCACUAAUCUGUGGACUUACUCGGUGUUGCGACUCAUCAGUGGCUUCGGCCGUGCCACUAUCGGCACGUGCGCUCUCGUUCUGUCAACCGAGUUGGUCGGCAAGCAGUGGCGGGGUCAGGUGGGUGUCAUAGGUUUCUUCUGUUUCACGUUAGGAUUUCUCUCUUUACCCGCCCUUGCUUAUUUAAAUAUUGGUUCUUCAUGGAGAAAUCUCUACGUAUGGACAUCUAUUCCUACAAUCUUAUACUCCUUAGUUGUUCAUUUCUUUGUUCUUGAGUCUCCCAGAUGGCUGUUCAUCAAUGGCCGAAAAGAAGAAGCUGUUGGAACUCUGAAAACAAUGGCUGAAGCAAACCAUGAAAGCUUGACCAUGAGCUUUUCAAACUUGCCUUUCGAGAAAGAAACAUGGAACGUAGAUCUUUACUCGGCAAUCAAGAUCUUGUUAGAGAAAAAAUGGGCCCUUAGGCGAUUAUUGGCGGUUAUGGCGAUAGGAUUCGGCGUAGGUUUGGUUUAUUACGGCAUGCCUUUAGCCCUCGGAAACCUGACUUUUAAUCUCUACUUAAGUGUAACUUUCAACGCCUUGUCUGAGCUACCAGCUUCACUUAUAACUUUCCUCUUCGUCGGAAAGCUAAACCGCCGAACCUCAAUUAUGGUCUACACUAUGCUUAGCGGGAUUUGUAGUAUAAUGUCUGUGGUGAAAGGCGUAAGGAUCUAUAAGACAUUACAGAUGGGACUAGAGUUGGUGUCGUUUUUCAGCGCGUGCUCGGCUUUUAAUAUUUUGCUGAUUUUCACAAUCGAGCUGUUCCCCACUUGUGUCCGUAACUCGGCGGUUUCGAUGGUUAGACAGGCGCUCGUUCUCGGUGGAGUGUUCAGUCCGGUGCUGGCUGCCGCGGGUAGGGGAGAUGGGUUUGUGUCGUAUGGAGUGUUUGGAGUAGUGAUAAUGUGCUUUGGAUUGUUUGUCGUUUGUCUUCCGGAGACGAGAGGGGGAGCAAUUUGUGAUACAAUGGAUGAAGAAGAGUAUAAAGACAAAACUACUGUUGGUUGUGGAUCAACGUAUGACGUAUAAGAUUCUCACCACUUGAUGUGCCAAGCCAAGUUGAAUGAAUCACGAAGUUAAGACAACCAAGUUUAUAAUGCCAGCUUUAAAUAAUAUUAUCACAAAAUUUUAGACUCAAUGAAUAUAUAUGUAAGUUCCUUCCAACUUGUCUUUAAUUAAUAUAUGUAUAUUUAAAUUUGUAUUGAUCAGUGCAUGGGAUCGAGUAUUCGAUCUAGUUCACUGAUUCUUUUAUUUUUUAUUU